CGCUUUCCCUUUUGUUCUCUCCAACGGCCGCCGACACUCCGCGCCGGUGAGAAGCGCGCGGCUUCCCGGGCGCUCCGGUUUCCGGCCGCGCCCGCACCGCCCGGGAGCACAGCAUCUUCCCGGCUCCGCGCACCCGCUGCGCCACGUAGCCUUGACCCGCGACUCCCCUGCAGCUCCCGCGGACGCACCAACGAAUCGAUUCGCACGCUGGAGGCGACGGAGUCGCGGGGGCGUCCCGAGGCCAAGAAGCCCCGCGCGCCAUGCAGUCCCCUCCCGACUGGCCCCCAACGCCCGGCGCCCUGCGGCCCUCUCCCUUCCCGCACCCUGCCCUGCACGCCCUGCACCGCCUGGCCCGAGCCCUGCUCUUUCCGGCUUACUGGGCUCUGGACCAGCUGCUGGGCUGCGGGGCGCCGCUGGCGCGCGCGAACCGUCGCCGCGCGCUGAGAGCGGCCGCGGGCGCCGUGGGGGCGCUGCUGCUGCUGCUCCUGGCCGGCCUGCCCCUCGCCCUGCCCGGCCUGCUGCUCUGGCUGCCCCUGCAGGCUUGGCGCCGCCCCUUCUGCUACCGGCCCCCUCCGGAGUGCUGGGCGCCGCCGGCGCCCUGGCGCCCCCCCGCUGAGCCCGCGCGCUGCUUCGGCUUCCUCAGCGCGAACCUGUGCCUGCUGCCCGACGGCCUAGCGCGCUUCAACAACUUGCGGCACAGCCAGCGGCGCGCCGAGGCCAUGGGCGCGGUGCUGCUCGCCGGCCUGCGGCCCUCGCGCUAUGGCACUACGGGCUGCAGUCCGCCAGGGCCGGGGACGCCGGGUGGGACGCUGAUAGCCGCGGUGCCGGCGGGGCUGGACUUCGUGUGCCUGCAGGAGGUGUUCGACCUGCGCGCGGCGCACCGCCUUGUCGGCCGCCUAGCGCCCUAUCUGGGCCCGGUGCUGUACGACGUGGGCUCCUUCGGCCUGCAGCCCGGACCGCACCUCAAGCUGCUCGGCAGUGGGCUGCUGCUGGCCUCGCGUUAUCCGCUGCUGCGCGCCGCCUUCCGAUCCUUCCCCCACGCACGGCGCGAGGACGCGCUGGCCUCCAAAGGACUGCUUUCCGCACAGGCGCAGGUGGGCAUCCUGGACGGGCGCCGCAUCGUGGGCUUCCUGCACUGCACGCACUUGCAUGCGCCGAGUGGGGACGCGCCCUUGCGCUGCAAACAGCUGACGCUUCUGCUGGACUGGAUCCAACAGUUUGAAGCCCAGAGCCGCCAGGGGAGCGAUGCCGUGGCCUUCAGCGUGCUUCUGGGUGACCUAAACUUCGACAACUGUUCUUUAGACCACGCAAAGGAGCAGGAGCACGAGCUCUUCAGCCACUUCCGGGACCCCUGCCGGCUGGGCACUCGCCGGGAGCAGCCCUGGGCCCUGGGCACGAUGCUGAACACCUCCACCCUGCGCCACUCGGUGGCCUGCUCCUCAGAGAUGCUGCGGAGGGCCCUGGAGCAGGAGGAGGGGCGCCACCGCUACCUGGCAGGCCCUCCGGGCGAGGGCCCCCGGACUAAGCCUUGGCGGGGCCGGCGCGUGGACUAUGUCAUGUACCGGGGAGUGGCCGGAGGCCCGCUGAGCCCAGUAAGUGGCAGAAUUCAGGGCGCUGGGGCGGCCGGCGCUGGGGCGACCCCUCAGCCUGACUCCUGCCCCCAGGAGGUGGAGCACGUGACCUUCAGCACCGCCCUGGCGGGGCUCACUGACCACCUGGCCGUGGGACUUCGGCUCCGUGUGUCUGCGCCCUCCUGACGCACGCACGCAGGCGCCAACCCGGGUG
Molecule: messenger RNA, 1785 nt
Organism: Lontra canadensis (Northern American river otter)
Lineage: Eukaryota; Metazoa; Chordata; Mammalia; Carnivora; Mustelidae
Product: sphingomyelin phosphodiesterase 5-like
Exons: 6
Coding region: 261-1757 (498 amino acids)
Biological process (GO): sphingomyelin metabolic process
Cellular component (GO): extracellular region; cytoplasm
Molecular function (GO): sphingomyelin phosphodiesterase activity
Source: RefSeq, a predicted model, not a curated record